UUGAGGUAUCUUUUCUUUUUUAGGACACGUCGCUCCAGAAAGUUAUGAGAGAGAGAGAAGAAGGAGACGAAUAUUGUUGAGCUUGAGACACGUUCUUUUUCUUUUACUAGAAGAAAAGAAAGAAAAAAGCUUUUCCCAGAAUCCCGAGUUGCCCAUUGGAGCAGUGAAAAUCCGAGCGUUUCAAUCGCUUUCCCACCACUGCUUCCCUUGGCUUUCUUUUUAUUUUCUUUUUUGUCACUUUUCUGGUGAGAAUCUGAUUCUAUCGAGGUGACAGAGGUGAGUUUACUCGUUCCUCUGUUAUUAUUUUACUCUAAUUUUUUUUGGAUUAUCUGCUAAGUGGAACUUCCUAAUUCCUAUUAUUAAACUUGGGAUUCGUGGCACAAACUCCAUCUGUCUUUUUUCUUUGUUCAAAAAAAUUCAAAAACAAAUGUGAGAGAGAGAGAGAGAGAGAGAGAGAGAGAGAGAGAAAAUUCCCCUGUUUUUUUCAAACAUUUAUGUUUUUCCGAAGAUUUUAUUCUUUAACAACUCUGUUUCACCACUUUCCGCAACAAGGAAAGCUACUUAAGAUUGUGAGCUGUAAGCCUGAAACCGACCUUGUCUCUUCCUCUAAACACUUCAACUUUCAACUGCGUUUACUUAGUCUUCACGUUCAAUCUUUUAAAACCAUUCUCUUCCUCUUUUUUCUUCUCUCUCCGUCUUCUCUCUCUGUCUUAUCUCUCUCAGCUCAAACAGAGUGCUAGUGUGAAAAUGGGCAGAGCAACAAGGUGGUUCAAGGGGUUGUUUGGAAUUAAGACCAAAGACAAAGAGUACAAAGCAAAUUCAAGUAGUGACUUCAAAGACACGAAAGGGUCAAGCUUUGGGAGAGAAGAUGCAACCCUACUGUGUCACAACCCAGCCACUAUACCUCCCAACAUAUCACCAUCUGAAGCAGCUUGGCUGAGAUCAUACUACAAUGAAACAGAGGAGGAGCAGAACAAGCACGCAAUUGCUGUGGCAGCUGCGACGGCCGCCGCUGCUGAUGCAGCAGUUGCUGCAGCUAACGCGGCCGUGGCGGUUGUCCGCCUCACCAGUCAUGGCAGAGGCACCAUGUUUGGUGGUGGAAGAGAAAGAUGGGCCGCUGUGAAAGUUCAAACUGUUUUUAGAGGCUAUUUGGCCCGAAAAGCACUUAGAGCUCUGAAAGGACUGGUGAAGUUGCAGGCGCUAGUUAGAGGGUAUUUAGUGAGGAAGCAGGCCACGGCAACUCUGCACAGUAUGCAAGCUCUCAUUAGAGCACAAGCCACAGUUCGUUCUCAUAAAACUCGGGGGCUCAUCAACACUACCACCAACAACAUUGAAGCCAAUAGCAGAUUUGAAAUCCGUGCACGAAAAUCCAUGGAGAGAUUUGAUGACACUGGGAGUGAGCACACAGCUCCAAGCCACAGCAGAAGGCUCUCUGCUUCUAAUUUGGACGCCAAUAUUGAUGAAAGUCCCAAGAUUGUGGAGGUUGAUACAGGCAGGCCUAAAUCUAGGUCACGCAGAACAAACACUUGUGUAUCUGAAUUCAGUGACGACCCAACUUACCAACAAGCACUGUCUUCUCCAAUCCCAUGUAGAGGACCUGCCCGGCUAUCGAUCCCCGAUAGCCGGAAUUUCCCAGAAUCCGACUGGGGACUAGCUGGAGAUGAAUGCAGAUUCGUUUCCACAGCACAAAGCACACCGCGGUUUGUGAAUUCAUGUGGGGCUAGUAAUUUGCCUGGCACACCUUCAAAGAGUGUUUGUGCUGACAAUUUUUUCAGAGGGUAUGCUCCAAAUUACAUGGCGAGCACUCAGUCUUUCAAGGCCAAGUUGAGGUCUCAUAGUGCUCCUAAGCAGAGGCCAGAUACAGGGCCAAAGAGGAGACUUUCACUUCAUGAAAUGUUGGAGUCAAGAAAUAGUCUAAGUGGGGUGAGGAUGCAGAGGUCUUGUUCACAAGCUCAGGAUGCCAUUAAUUUCAAGAAUGCUAUAAUGAGCAAGCUUGAUAGGUCCUCUGGAAUCUUGUAACUCAGAGCCAGAGAGGAACUAAGCUAGUUGCAAUAAUCAAGUUCAAGCUAAAAAAAACCUUGUUGGUUAAAGAAUGAAUAGGGGGAAGGGAAUAUACUAGAUAGAUGUGUUUGUAGAUUAUAAUUUACUGUUUAUUAUAGUGAGAUGUAAUCUCAUUUUAAUGUUGGCUUCUGAUAAAUUAUGAUGGGGUUAUUAUGUGUUAAUUA
This is a messenger RNA of Prunus persica (peach), 2225 nucleotides long. Its product is annotated as protein IQ-DOMAIN 14. Lineage: Eukaryota; Viridiplantae; Streptophyta; Magnoliopsida; Rosales; Rosaceae. The transcript is spliced from 3 exons. The coding region runs from base 748 to 2019 and encodes 423 amino acids. Gene Ontology annotation, molecular function: protein binding. The record is from RefSeq and is a predicted model, not a curated record.